GUGGCGUUUGUCGGACGAAGUGACACGCAAGUCAACGUAUCAGUAACAUUUAAGAGCGUUAAUGAUCCCCGGGAACAACAUGCUUGCCAUCGCCUUUGUUCUAUCGUUCUGCAUUCUAUAUGCUAACGCUGACUGUCCAGAUGGCUACAUGAAACAUCAAGGAUCAUGCUACCGAUUUCAUCACAGUGAGUUCACGUGGCCAGAAGCUGUGUCAUUCUGCCAUGCAUUCAAUGCUCAUUUGCUGAAAUUGGAGACAGAAGCUGAAUUCAUAUUUGUGAAAGGAAAGGCAAAGGAGGCAGGGGGUGAUGGAUAUUGGACUGGUGGCUCUGAUGCCGUGGAAGAAAAUAACUGGGUAUGGGCAGAGACUGGAACAGCACUCACCUUGACGAAUGACUGGGGUACUGGUGAACCCGAUCACGUGUCUGGUCGGGAUUGUCUUGGAAUCUGGGGGGCGGGAGAUUUCAAACUUGGAGCAUACGACUGUCGCCAUUUACUGAGACCUAUCUGUGAAGUAGAUAUUGAGACGCCCGCCCAAGGGAUCGUCGGAUAAGUGGAUUUUAAAGAAGCGGAAGAAGAUCGCGCCCCGGUAUAUCUGUACUUUUUUGUUAUACAGUGCUAUCAGAUUAAUGUCAUCAAUAAAAAACAAAUUACAAGCUA
Mizuhopecten yessoensis (Yesso scallop) is the source of this 657-nucleotide messenger RNA. RefSeq names its product perlucin-like. NCBI's taxonomy places the organism in Eukaryota, Metazoa, Mollusca, Bivalvia, Pectinida, Pectinidae. Bases 62 to 550 code for a protein of 162 amino acids. The transcript is spliced from 5 exons. The record is from RefSeq and is a predicted model, not a curated record.